AUGCUCCGCAGUCAGCAGUUGACAGGUGUGCUUAAGAGCGCAGUCCUGCACGAGCUUGAUAGACGCGGUGUUUCAAGCACGCGGCGUCUCUAUGAUAUCCAAAUUUUUCCGGGAUCAGCCUUGGUCGAUGACGCCUUCCGAGAGGCUCUCAAAUACGAGAACCUACCAUGCCUCGAUGAUAUUGUUGAGACGCUUAGCAGUAGCCAAGAUGGGUCGUGGCGGCAAUUCUACUCGCUCCUUCCCGACCGGGACAAACCUCAGUCUAUCAAGGACCUAGUCAACGCCGACACAAUCGGCAGACAUGGAUUCCGCGGCCAGUCGCAGGCAACAACGUCCUACUUCCACCCGCAGAUGAUGUGGGAGCAAGCAAAAUCAAAUGCCCCGUCCAUUGGUCAUCAGCGUUGA
This is a messenger RNA of Aspergillus viridinutans, 405 nucleotides long. RefSeq lists its product as uncharacterized. The transcript is spliced from 2 exons. Lineage: Eukaryota; Fungi; Ascomycota; Eurotiomycetes; Eurotiales; Aspergillaceae. The record is from RefSeq and is a predicted model, not a curated record. Bases 1 to 405 code for a protein of 134 amino acids.